Molecule: messenger RNA, 8365 nt
Organism: Acanthopagrus latus (yellowfin seabream)
Lineage: Eukaryota; Metazoa; Chordata; Actinopteri; Spariformes; Sparidae
Product: lactase-phlorizin hydrolase
Exons: 17
Coding region: 92-5770 (1892 amino acids)
Biological process (GO): carbohydrate metabolic process
Molecular function (GO): hydrolase activity, hydrolyzing O-glycosyl compounds
Source: RefSeq, a predicted model, not a curated record
AAGCUUGCACAGCUGCGACAUCGAUCUUAAUUGUGUAACAAUGCAUCUGAGGAAAUAGAAUCGCUUUGAAUAGCUUAAAGUCUAUCAGUGGAUGAUAUCAGUCUAUCCUUUAAACGCCACAAUGAAGUAUCUACUGUGGGCUGUGUUUCUGUAUGGGUUUUGUCUGUAUGGUUGCCGGAGCAAUGAGGACUUCAUGCUUGUUGCAGGCCCUCUGAAAGGUUCGGUGAAUGAUCCCUUUGACUGCAGUCAUCCCAUUCCUCCAGGAUCAUGGCAGUACUUUGAGUACCUCCAGAGCAGAGGGGUGACCCACUUCAAAGUCCCGCUGUCAUGGGCUCAUCUUCUACCUACAGGCCAGUCCAGUCAGCCCCAGCAGGCUGUGGUCGCCUGUUACCAGACCCUCCUGAAACAGCUGCUGGACGUGGGCCUCCAGCCUCUGGUCGUCCUUCAUGGAUCCACAGUGCCAGAAGCUCUGAGAUCAAAAUAUGGAGGCUGGGAGAGCCAGGAGCUGAGAGAGAUGUUUCAGCAGUAUGCUGAGUUUGCCUUCCAGAAGUUUGGAGCGCUGGCACACUCCUGGGUGACACUGAGUGACUUGGACGGUGUUCUGCAUGAUGGGCAACCUGCAGGUGUUGCCAUUCGUCUGAAAAAUAUCCUUGAACUCAACAAGAAGAUUUACCAGCUCUACCAUCAACAGUUUACAGACAGAGGGAGACGUCUGUCAGUCGGGUUGAGAGCGAGGGAUGUUGCCAUUCUUCCCCAGAUCCAAGCUUCAACAACAAUGGAUUUCUUGUCAGUGCACAUUGCUUAUAACUGUGACUCUGCAGUCAACUUUGCAGAGCAGCUGAGAAGCCUACAGAUGUCCAGUGGGAAUUUGCCUAUUGUGAUAUACAAGAUGACUGCUGAUGGCUGCUCCCAUGAUCAGUUCCAGCGCCUUGGCACUUUGAUACAAGUCUUGAACAACAAUGAUGACCUGAAUAUUAUGGGAUGGGAUGUGGUGAACGUGUUGGGUAAGCUGGACAAGGAGGACAUGGAGGACAUCUCAACCAGCAGUCAAGAUAUUUCAGGCUACGAUGGAAUUUCAGCAUUUGGAAACAGUUAUCAGAAUGUGUGGGAUAAGUUUGGGGCCCAGACGACAACAGAACGAGAUCUGUUCUUAAAUGAAUCAUUCCCUUCUGGCUUCCAGUGGGCCACCUCCAGUGAGUCCUUCAGGGUUGAAGGAGGCUGGUUGGAAGGUGGGAAGGGAGAGACCAUCUGGGACCGUUUUGGCCACAAAAACAAGGUUUUUGACAAUCAGACAGCCGAUUUAGCUUGUGACAGUUACCACAAGGUGGAUUAUGAUGUCUAUCUGCUGCGAGGUCUUCAAGUCAACACCUACCAGUUUUCUAUCUCCUGGGCCCGUAUUUUCCCAUCAGGCUACAGAGACAGCCAUUCAGAGAAAGGGGCACUGUACUAUGACAAGCUGAUCGAUGCCCUCAUUGAGUCUGGCAUACAACCUGUUGUCACUCUCUACCAUUGGGACCUGCCCCAGGUACUCCAGAACAAAGGUGGAUGGACCAGCGCUUUCAUUGUUGAGGCCUUCAAGGACUAUGCAGACUUCUGCUUCUCCAGGUUUGGAGACAAGGUCAAGACCUGGAACACAUUCAGCAGCCCCUGGGUGGUGAGCCAUGCUGGGUAUGGCACUGGUGAGCAUCCCCCUGAAGUAAAAGACUAUGUGGUUGCCUCCUAUCAGGCCACUCACAAUAUGCUGAAGGCCCAUGCUGAGGCCUGGCAUGUCUACAAUGACAAGUACAGGAAGACACAGGGAGGGGAAGUAGGCAUUGCGCUGAACUCAGACUGGGCUGAGCCCAAGGACCCCUCCAGACCUGAAGACAUAGCGGCUGCAGAUCACUACCUGCAGUUAAUGCUGGGCUGGUUUGCACAUCCUAUAUUUGUGGACGGUGAUUAUCCUGCAACACUCAAGAAUCAGAUAGAGCAGAAAAAAAACAAGUGCCCCCUCUCUGUGCCCGCAAAACUUCCCGUUUUUACUCCAGAAGAGCGACAGAGGAUAAAAGGAACAGCAGACUUUUUUGGAUUAAACCACUAUACCUCCCGGUUGGUCAAAAGCAGUGAUGGUGGCUGCACCCCUGGUCCUCAGGGGGUAGGUGACUUCCAGGCACACGCUGACCCUUCAUGGCCCUCGACUGCUUCUGACUGGAUCUAUUCUGCACCUUGGGGUCUCCGGCGGCUUCUAAACUACAUUUCAAUAGAAUACUUGACUGUUACCAAAGUGCCUAUCCAUAUAACUGGUAAUGGUAUGCCGACUGAGUACAGUGGGGACACUCUCAAUGAUACCCAACGAGUAGAGUACCUGAAGGGCUACAUCAAUGAGGCCCUGAAAGCAAUCAUUGAAGAUGGAGUGCAUCUGCAGCAAUUCACAGUGCAGUCACUCAUGGAUGGAUUUGAGGGACAACAAGGCUACAGCCAAAGGUUUGGUCUCCACCAUGUCAACUUUGAAGAUCCAGACAGACCUAGAACCCCCAAGCAAUCUGCAUAUUUCUAUGCCCAGGUUAUCAAGCAAAAUGGAUUUGGUUCAAACAAAGUUCCUGUCUUUAGAGGAGAAGAGAUGCAACUUACCCGCAGUCUAACUGCUUUAUCACCUUCAGAGGUUCCAUCUAAAUCCAAGGUUGUCUGGGAGAAAUUCUCACACCAGUCAAAGUUCCAGAGAAAAAUGUUCCACUAUGGCACUUUUGAGCAAGGUUUCAGUUGGGGAGUAUCGUCUUCUGCUUACCAGAUUGAAGGAGCCUGGAACACUGAUGGGAAGGGGCCCAGCAUCUGGGAUACAUUCACCCAAAAACCUGGUAGUAUUCCUGCUAAUGCAAAUGGAGAUGUGGCCUGUGACAGCUAUAACAGACUUGCAGAAGACCUCUACAUGCUUCAAGCUCUGAAGGUAAAGUCAUACAGAUUCUCUUUGUCCUGGCCCAGGAUCUUUCCUAAUGGUCGGCGUGCCUCCCUUAACCAGAAAGGUGUUGACUACUACAACAGACUCAUUGAUGGCCUCAUGCUGUACAAUAUCAGUCCCAUGGUGACACUCUACCAUUGGGACCUCCCUCAAGCUUUGCAAGACCUUGGUGGCUGGGACAAUAUAGACAUGAUUAACAUUUUUAAUGAGUUUUGUGACUUUUGCUUUGCCACCUUUGGAGACCGUGUGAAAUUCUGGAUGACCUUCAACCAGCCUCAAACAAUCGCCUGGUCAGGAUAUGGACUUGGAAAGAUCCCACCAAAUGUUAAGAAUCCAGGAGUAGCACCGUAUAGAGUUGCGCACAAUCUCAUAAAAGCACACGCCAAGGUUUACCACACAUAUGAUGAUAAGUAUCGCAAAACCCAAGGAGGUCUAGUAUCCAUUGCCCUCAAUGCUGAUUGGGUUGAACCUGAAGAUGUUAAUGUUCCCCGUGAAGUGGUGGCUGCUGACCGCGCUCUGCAGUUUCAACUGGGUUGGUUUGCACACCCCAUUUUCAAGACUGGUGACUAUCCUGAUGCAAUGAAGUGGCAAGUUGGAAACAAAAGUGAACUCCAAGGUCUUCCAGAGACAAGACUCCCCUCCUUUACCGAAGAAGAAAAGAACUUCAUCAAGGGAACUGCUGAUGUGUUCUGUGUAAAUCAUUAUACUACAAAGAUAGUCGGCCAUAUUACAGAUAGGCUUAGCCCUCAAUCUUAUGAUUCUGACCAGGACGUGACAAAAACAGAAGAAACAGAUUCACCUACUACUGCCAUCAGUAAUCAGAGAGCUGUAGCAUGGGGUUUGAGAAGACUCCUCAACUGGAUCAAAGAAGAAUAUGGAGAUCCAGAGAUUUACAUUACGGAGAACGGAGUAGCUACAGAAGUUAAGACAACUUGGGAUGACACUGCCAGAGUAUUUUAUUACAAGACCUAUAUUGAUGAGGCUUUAAAAGCUCAUGACCUUGACACUGUGAGGGUGAAAGGAUACAUAGCAGCGUCUCUUAUGGAUUCUUUUGAAUGGCUCGAGGGGUACACGGUUGGAUUUGGGUUGCACCAUGUGGAUUUCACCAACCCUAACAGGCCAAGGACACCAAAAUAUUCAGCUCAUUACUACUACCAAGUCAUGAAAGACAAUGGUUUCCCUACACCAGAUGAUGAGAAGCCUCUUUAUGGACGUUUCCGCGAAGAUUUCAUUUGGAGUACUGCAACAGCAUCAUACCAGAUUGAAGGUGGAUGGAGAGCAGAUGGAAAAGGUCUCAGCAUCUGGGACAAGUUUGCUCACACUCCUCUCCGAGUGUUCAAUGAUGAUAAUGGGGACAUAGCCUGCGACAGUUACCACAAAGUUGACGAGGAUGUUGCUAUAUUGAAGCAACUUAAGGUGACCCAUUAUCGUUUCUCCAUAUCCUGGCCGAGGGUGCUUCCUAAAGGCACCACCGAGUACAUUAAUGAGGCUGGACUCAACUACUACAAUAGACUGGUGGAUGCACUGCUUGCUGCAAACAUCCAACCUCAUAUCACUCUCUAUCACUGGGACCUUCCACAAGCUCUGCAGGAUAUUGGAGGCUGGGAGAAUGACACUAUCAUUUUCAAAUUCAGGGAUUAUGCUGACCUAAUUUUUAGCAGUCUUGGUGACAGAGUGAAAUUUUGGAUCACCAUCAAUGAGCCUUACAAUAUAGCCAAUGUAGGCCAUGGGUAUGGCGCUGCUGCCCCAGGGAUCAGUUUCCGACCCGGUACUCUUCCCUAUAUUGUGGGUCACAACUUGCUUAAAGCUCAUGCAGAGGCCUGGCAUCUCUACAAUGAAAAGUACCGUCCCACACAGAAGGGAAUUAUCUCCAUCACCAUCAACUCUGACUGGUCAGAGCCCAGAAACCCCUAUAAGCAAGAGGACAUCGAUGCUGCCAGACGUGUGGUGCAGUUCUACAUUGGCUGGUUCGCCCAUCCUGUAUUUAAUGGAGACUACAGUGACAUGAUGAAGACAAUCAUUCGAGAGCGAAGCUUGGCUGCUGGCCUGGCUAAAUCACGGCUUCCAGAGUUCAGUCCUGAAGAGAUUAAAAGGAUUAAGGGAACCUAUGAUUAUUUUGGGUUCAACCAUUACACCACUGUACUGGCAUUCCCUGUGGACUAUGGAAAUCUUCAGCACUAUGAUGCUGACAGGAGUGCAGGAACAAUUGCUGAUCGUACCUGGCUGGAUUCAGGUUCAUCCUGGCUGAAGGUCUCACCGUUUGGAUUCCGGAGGAUAUUAAAUUUUAUUAAGAACGAAUAUGGAAAUCCACCGAUUAUCAUCACAGAAAAUGGCAUUUCAGAGCGGGGGUCUAUUGACCUGAAUGACUACCAUAGGAGCUACUACUAUGAACAAUACCUCAACCAGGUGCUGAAAGCUUACUUGCUAGAUGAUGUAGAUAUCCGUGGCUACACAGCUUGGUCACUCAUGGACAAUCUCGAGUGGGCCACAGGCUUUUCAGAGAGAUUCGGCCUCUUCUACGUCAAUCACUCUGACCCUAACCUGUCUCGGGUGGCCAAGGCUUCUGUUGGCACCUACUCCACCAUCAUCAAGUGUAACGGCUUCCCCGACCCUGCCUUGGGACCAGAUGACUGCACCGAGCCUGAAGCAACAAAGGUACCUCCUGUGAGCACCGACACUGUGAGCUUCCUGGGUUUGAGGCUAACUAUCAGUGAUGCUGAGACAGGACUCAACACCACAUUUGCUCUCCUGGUCAUUGCCGUGUUUGCAGUCAUGUGUAUAUCACUUUGCUUCUGUAAGGCAAGGAAAUCUAAAAAACAGAAUGAUUUUGAUUAAUGUAUAAACACAAAGGAUUUUUUUUUUCAUCGUAAAUGAUGAGUUUUACUGAGAGUCCACAUAUACACUGACCUGAGCUGCAUAUUUAUAUAAAUUGAUAAACUUCCUCUAUGUCAAUGAAGUUGGAGGUAAAUGUAUUCAAGACAUGCAUUGCUGACUGUAAAAAUCACAUUUCUUCAAAAAUGUGUUUUUUUUAAAUUUACCCAACAAUGUGUGAAGUAUUUUUUUCUCAUGUCUAUGAUUAAACAACCUACAACAUCCGCAUGAUGUGUGAUUUGCUGUUAAAAUGGAUCCCCUGCAACCACUGAAUAAGACCUAGUCAUUUGUUUGUGGUUGCACUCAAAAUGUAGAAAACGUUCAUAGAAUUGUCAAUGGUCGGAGCUGCAAGUCCAAACUUAAAGAAACCUUCUGCAAACAUGUUUAUCCAGCUUCACAUGAAGCAUUACCACGUCUAACAACUAGAACAAGAGCAGUAUUUCAUAAUUUGCUCUUUGAUACUUUUCCUGACAGGCAUCAUCUGCACUUGCAUUGUGAAACGAAAGACGUUGCAACAUGCAUGAAGUUCUGACUUGCAGAAUCAGACGACAUCUGUUCUUACUCAACAAUGCCUCGUGCAGUGUGAACUGCUUCUUCUCAUCAGUGGUGAAUUUCUUCAUGUUAAUAAAGUUGACUUUCACUUACACAUUUUGGGGCUGCAAGUGCUGUAAUUUAGCCAUGGGUUAAAGAUGUGAUGCCUGGAACAAAUCCAAUGGUCUCAUUUAAAUUAAAACUCUACCUGUGGUUUAGUAUUAACACUGUAGGAACCUCUUACAACCACUAGAGGUCAAUGCAGGUUUAUGCUGAUCCUGCUGCUCACCUGGUUUGAGAGGACAUUCAGACAAAGUGUGUAAACACUGACAAAUCAUAUGAACACAACAAUAUUCUAUUUCCUGAUGUAUCUAAUGUAAUAUCUCCUAAAUGCAUUUUUAAGAUUUGACAUGUGCUUAAAUUAGUAUUAAAUGCUACGUUUGGAUCCAAUUGUGAAGUUUCAACCAAUUUUAUUGGCUCAAUGUAACAUAGUGAUGUAUAAAGUGUUAUAUUGCGGAGUUUAACAUGAUGUGCAUGUAUAAAUUGAUACAUGUUUUUGUUUGUGGUCAUCAUCGUGCACCAAGUCUGAUUUGCUGUAUUUCUGAAUAUUUCAAUGACAGUCGAAUGGUGGCUGAACUGCAAAGAGUAACAUUUGAAAGACUGAUUGCAGAUUUACUUCAGGUUGUGGGUACUCUAUACAACACUGUCUCUCUUACAGUCACAUGUGUUAGAUGUGAUCAAUGCAAAAUUGUGUGUAUAUUGGCAUGUUCCAUAUCAGAAUCGUUUGUACUUGUAAUAAACAUGUCAUUAUGCCAUAUUUUCUGAACAGAUCAUUUGUUGAACUUAGUAUGCAACCAACUUUGAACCCUUGUUCUACCAGUUUAGCCAAACCAGAAUAAAUCAGUCGAAGUGAGACAGCAACAUAAUAAAAUACCAUCUAGUGAAGUAAAAAGAUAAAGGAUUCCCUUUUCAAUUUCGGAAUAAAUCCAGAUAGAAACAGCUUCAAAAACCAGGUCUUUGUUCAAAAAAUUUAUUUUAAAAACUAACCACAAAGUACUAUCAAUACAAAAAGUAUAAAAAGUACAAAAAGCAUUGCUCAAAAAUAACUUGAGAUGACAAUAUCCGAGCUGGCACUAAUGGCACUGUGGGUAUGAUUCAGAAUACAAAAAGAUGGCAUCUUGGUAGAGCGCAUUCAAGGCAUUGAAUUCACAUUGAAAUGAUCUGCAUGAGUUUACAACCCUCAUUAAGACUCUGGAGCAGUGACGACACUGACCCAGACAUCAGCACUUUCAGAAAUGGAACAAUGACAGACGGCUUUAUCCCUCAUUUAACCAACAGAUGAAAUUACAUUUGGGGAACAUUUGCUGGUCAGAAACAACGUGUAAAUAAUAAAUCCAAGCUGCAGGUUUUUGAGUAUUUCAAAAUAAAAAGUUAUUAUUAAACUCAAAUUGUACCAAAGCAUCUUCGGAAUGCGACAUGGAUUGAAUGGGGCUUCAGGGAGCUAAGACAGCAGUGAAUGUCAUUCUUUUAAAAGUAAGCCACAGUGACAGAGCCUCUUUUCAAAAUACCACAAUACUCAAAAACUAAUAUAAAAAUAAAGAACAGUAUCAAAUACACGUUUAGACAUAACACAAGACAAUAUCAAGAGUUACACUUUUUUUUUGUUCAAGCAUUACCCAGGUUUGUUUAUUCCUUUGGACAAAGGCACCCCAAGUGUGUUCCAGUUCCCGUCGAGGCACCAGGCUUGGGAAUGUUGACUGGUGCGGUGCCAACAACUGAAAGCAACCUUUGUAUGAAAAUUAACACCAAAAAAAAAAUAAAAAAUCUUCAUCAGCAUGACAGUAACUCCAGUACCUUUCCGUUAUGAGUGGUGCCUUGUCCGUUUACCUUUUUGCUCUUUGCAUCCACAAGCACUCGCUCACUGAUUCGCUUCCUCACAAAGUACAAACUUUUACACUUAAAAACACGUUUUGUUCUCGCACUACGACUGGCUUGGCCUUACUUUUAACAAAAUGCCAUAUAAAAAAA